AUGUACCCCUUCACCAUCGGCAAGGGACAAAUUCUCUACCACGCCCCGUCCAACGUCGGCCUCGUCAGCUCCUCUUUGAACUGGCUCAAGAGGAGGCACCCUAUCAUCGUUCUCGCGCUUCUUGGUCUCUGGUUGCGGAUCCUCCAAGAGCCGAACUUUGAACGGCGGAAAGCUGGCUUGGCCUGGGUAUAUACCUCGCUCCUCAACGCAGGGGUGAUGGGCAGGGUCUUCCUCUUUAAUCGGCCGCACGAGAAGCAGAUCGAAGAAUGGCAGCAAUGGCCACCAGAGAAGUUGGAAGCGGUGCUCGAACACGGUCGGACUGGGGCGUAUGGACCAGCCAUCGAUGCCGCGCUGGCCGGCAGAUCACUCGACCAGCUUUUCCUUGACGCACGAAGGACUUGGCGGAGGCCCGUACGACAGGCCCCCGACUGGAAUCUCGUCUACCAGUGGCUUGUGAAGAUUGCCAACAAGUACGGUCUUACCCAGGACGACUUCGACUACUACUUCACCCUGCCCGCGCCGACCUCCUCCCGCUCAAAUGACAAGGUCUUCUACCCCUUUUCCGUUCUCUCUCGAGCCCAGGCAAAGGCCAUGUCGUGGGACUGGUGCUGUCUUUUCAAUGUUGCAGGACAAAUGCUUGACCGAAUGCGGCGACACUGCAACAAACAUGCGCAAGCCGAGGGGUACGGCGAGCACGAGAUGGAUCCGCUCCGCCUGAUCUAUUGGUGGGGGCAUCACCUUUGCCAAAAGGUCCAGAAGCUCAAGGUUCUGCCCUGGGCCGGCAACAUUCUUAAGGCGUCACUCUGCCGGGCCCGAGACCACGGCGUUGCCAUGCGGUUCGGGCUCAACUUGCCCAACAACGGCCAGCCUUUCGACCCGGUAGAACACUGGGACUUCUUUCUCUGCACUGUCACGAUCGACAGUCAGGCCACAAAUAUGGCUAUGCGCAACUUCGCGGCUGGUCUCUGGGAGAGCAUCCGCCAGAUGAUCAUGGCAGUGCAGCCGAGUCACACACACUGGCGACUGGACAAGGACUUGGGACUCCGCUCCUGGGUUGGUGAGUUCGAGACCGAGCCGCAGCCUCGACAACCGCCCGAACUCCCAUUCGAGAUCCCGCUCGUCCCGAUCGACUCCUGGCUUGGUGAGAGCACGACCCCCCCUUCCCUCCAAUGCACCAUGUGCCCCGAUGCCGGUGACUUCGCGACACCAGGGCUCUUGGUGCGCCACUACCGA
This is a messenger RNA of Thermothielavioides terrestris NRRL 8126, 1233 nucleotides long. RefSeq lists its product as uncharacterized. The transcript has 2 exons. The record is from RefSeq and is a predicted model, not a curated record. The annotation marks the transcript as partial. NCBI's taxonomy places the organism in Eukaryota, Fungi, Ascomycota, Sordariomycetes, Sordariales, Chaetomiaceae.